Messenger RNA from Schistosoma rodhaini, 1591 nucleotides. The record is from the annotation of a GenBank genome assembly. Lineage: Eukaryota; Metazoa; Platyhelminthes; Trematoda; Strigeidida; Schistosomatidae.
GCCCCGUGCUAUGCUUCCAUACCUUACGUAUUGAAAAUGAAAAUAUCUCUCCUAUAUGAUGUUUCAACCCACCAAAUUAAUGAUAAAUGUCCCGAAAUGCUUGAAACUGAUCACUUAUUGAACAUCGUGGAAUAGAUGGUUAUUUCCACAUCACAUUUGAUUCUUGAAGUUAUUGGGGCUGAAGUUGAACUUGGUUGCUACCCACUUCUCGUUAUCACAAUAUUAUGUCAGCGUCCUUGUUCCGCGGUUUGACAAAAGCCGGUGUUGGCUUGUUGGCUGCAAGCAGUAUAUUUCCACUUGUUCUUUACAAUGUUGAUGGUGGGCACCGUGCCGUAAUAUUUGACCGAUUUAAAGGUGUUAGGUCCGAUGUAAGAGGGGAAGGAACACACUUUAUUAUUCCAUGGGUUCAAAAGCCUAUUAUUUUUGAUAUUCGAUCGCGACCGAGAAAUGUGCCUGUGAUGACUGGUUCAAAAGAUCUACAAACAGUGAAUAUAACCUUGCGUAUAUUGUUUCGCCCUGAGCCAUCUACUCUACCAAAGAUUUAUCAGAACCUAGGUUUUGACUACGAGGAACGUGUACUUCCUUCCAUUACCACUGAGGUGCUCAAAGCAGUGGUUGCUCAAUUUGAUGCAAGUGAGCUUAUAACUCAGCGAGAAUUGGUCAGUCAGAGAGUGAAUGAAGAUCUUACCCAACGAGCUUCAUCGUUCGGUAUAUUGUUAGACGAUAUCGCCCUGACACAAAUCUCUUUCGGUCGAGAAUUCUCAGAAGCAGUAGAAGCCAAACAAGUUGCUCAACAGGAAGCUGAACGUGCACGAUAUUUAGUAGAAAAGGUAAAAUAUUCUCUAAAGGUAGUUGAUGGGCAGUGUAAUAACAUUCAUCACUUAAUGAAUUACUACUAGAAGCAAAUUCUAUCAGACUGUCCUUUUAAAAGUGACAAUUAUCAGUCACAUUUGUACAAUCUCUUUAUACGCUGACGAAGUCCCUGAAAUAGAUAUUCUUUUUAAAUUAUCAUGCUCAUACGAACAAUUUAAAACUUUACUCAUCAAUACAUCAGUUCAAGUUGGUGAGCUCUCUUAAAAUGAAUCCAGAAGGAAGCUACUUUCGUGAUAAUAUAAUAUGCACUAUACUUCAGGUUGGGUGGUCAAAUCAAUCUAACGGUUGGACGGAUUAAAAGUCAGAUAUUUUACCAUGCUGAACAACAUAAACUGGCUGCCAUUAUAUCUGCAGAAGGUGACUCAGAAGCGGCAACAUUACUGUCUAAAUCUUUCGGAUCUUCCGGUGAAGGUCUUAUUGAAUUGAGGCGAAUCGAAGCUGCUGAAGAUAUUGCUUACCAACUUUCAAAAAAUCGAAAUAUCACCUAUAUCCCUGAUGGUCAACAUACACUCCUUAAUUUACCUGCUGCACAAUAAAGUCUAUUUGUUUAUCCUGUUUUUUGAUGUAAAUGUAUGAGUUGAGUGUUACCGAUUGUACACGAUUCAAUUGUCUCAGAAUUUUAGCUUUUGUACCAUAAAUCUUUACCUAGUUAAUAUUCACUUCGUUCAAACUUUAAUUACCAUGUUUAAUGAAUAAACUAAAAACCCAGUGUUAUUUU